Messenger RNA from Vairimorpha ceranae, 939 nucleotides. RefSeq lists its product as hypothetical. The transcript has a single exon. Lineage: Eukaryota; Fungi; Microsporidia; Nosematidae. The record is from RefSeq and is a predicted model, not a curated record. Bases 1 to 939 code for a protein of 312 amino acids.
AUGAAGUUGUCUAUUUUCACUUCUCUUUUAUUUUUUAGAUUUUUUAAUCUAUCCUCCUGUACAACUAAAGAAGACGAAAAAUCUUACAUUCGAAACUUAUUUAGUAAAAUUAAACUCCAAAGUCCAGACAACCAUGCAGAGUGUAGUAUUAGCGAUAUGCUUCUUGAUAAUAAGUUCGAUAUACAAUUGAUGAAAGAAAAUGAUUUGAAAAUGCAAUACACGCGUUUUAAAGCUUUUUACGAUUUAAGUUUGUAUUUUGUUUCUGGUAGAUUGGAAAAUUUUCCCUAUGAAAAACUCAAUUUUUUUUCUUUUUAUUAUUAUACAGAAUUUGUUAAUAGAGUGAAAGGAGCAGCUAAGAACAAAACUGAUACAAGAGGCUAUGUAAAAUUUAAAAUAGGCUUUUUCACUGAAAACGCUACAACACUAAUAGUACCUAAUUUUAAAAAGAUAUAUCAUGCUUUUUGUAUUCUACAAAAUUUUGAGUAUGAAAAAUUAUUAAUGGAGAGUGAACAACUAUUAAAGGCAAGUAUUAAUUUUCAGAAAAAAGUAGGUUCUUGGCGUGAUAAAUAUAUAAUAGAUCUUUAUUGGUUUAAUAAGACAUUUAUAGAAAAAUUGUAUUGUUUUUCUAAACCUUAUAAUAUUGAUAAUGAUGAGAAAUAUUGUUAUAUUUUAUUUCGUUAUUUAUACAAAAAGUUAUCAAGAUCCUCGUUAUUUAAGUUAAAUACAUUUAUAAGAAUUUAUAAAAGAGAUAUAAGAGAAGAUGAUAUUGACGAUUUUUUGAGGUGGCUUGAAAAUAAUGAUACUCAACUUCUUUAUGCAGAUUAUUUCAAAAGAAUUAGGUAUAUUUCUACUUUUUUCUUUGAGAUUGUACGUUUGCAGUUAUCGGAAAUAAAAAAUAGUAAAAACGUAAAAGAUUAUAAAAAAGAAUUAAAUUUUUAG